UGAGAGCUCUACUGAGCAUGCGUCAGAAAUGCUAACAUCUCUAGCUAGUUAGCUCCGUAAACAUAGCUGGCGUUGGAGAGUGAAACCUCUUGUGUGUUUCGCAGUGAAAUAACUGUAACUGAACGUGUCUGAGUGUCGGAAGGCGGCGACGCCUCAGUGGUUUAAGAACUCAUUUUAAAGAAGCUAACGGCGUUAGCCCAACGGCCGUUAGCUUGUUGUUGUUGAUGAUGAGGCUCGUUUAGCUUCAGUUUAGCUACAAGCUACCAGCUUCCGUGUCCUCAGUGUGCCAGGUGUCCGUCCACGGGCCCCAGGUGUCCCCGGUGUGCCAGGUGUCCCCGGUGUGCCAGGUGUCCUCGGGUCCCAGUUGUCCCCGGUGUGCCAGGUGUCCGUCCACGGGCCCCAGGUGUGCCAGGUGUCCCCGGUGUGCCAGGUGCCCUCGGGUCCCAGUUGUCCCCGGUGUGCCAGGUGCCGUCUGGUCCCAGGUUUUCCUCUGGUCCCAGGUGUCCCGGGUGUGCCAGGUGUCCUCUGGUCCCAGGUGUCCCGGGUGUGCCAGGUGUCCUCAGGUCCCAGGUGUGCCAGGUGUCCCGGGUGUGCCAGGUGUCCUCGGGUCCCAGGUUUUCCUCUGGUCCCAGGUGUCCCGAGUGUACCAAGUGUCCUUUGGUCCCAGGUGUCCCGGGUGUGCCAGGUGUCCUCAGGUCCCAGGUGUCCUCGAGUCCCAGUUGUCCCCGGUGUUCCAGGUGUCCCCGGUGUGCCAGGUGUCCUCAGGUCCCAGGUGUCCCCGGGUCCCAGGUGUCCCCGGGUCCCAGGAUGAUAAAGUUCCUGCUCAUGGUGAACCGGCAGGGCCAGACCCGGCUGUCCCGGUACUACCAGCCGGUGGAGCUGAGCCGCAGGGCGGCGCUGGAGGCCGACGUGGUCCGCUGCUGCCUGAGCCGCAAGAAAGACCAGUGCUCCUUCGUGGACUAUAAGGACUUUAAGCUGGUCUACCGUCAGUACGCCGCGCUCUACAUCGUGGUCGGAGUCUCCGACAGCGAGAACGAGCUGUCCGUCUACGAGCUGGUUCACAACUUCGUGGAGGUUUUGGAUAAAUACUUCAGCCGCGUGAGUGAACUGGACAUCAUGUUCAACGUGGACCGCGUCCACAUCGUCCUGGACGAGAUGAUCCAGAACGGACACGUCGUGGAGACCAACAGGAGCCGCGUCCUCGCGCCGCUCACCGCCCUCGACAAGAUGGCCGACGGCUGAGACCAACUGGAGCCGCGGCGUCCUCGACAAGAUGGCCGACGGCUGAGACCAACUGGAGCCGCGGCGUCCUCGACAAGAUGGCCGACGGCUGAGACCAACUGGAGCCGC
Etheostoma spectabile (orangethroat darter) is the source of this 1350-nucleotide messenger RNA. It is a transcript of the gene ap4s1, whose product is annotated as adaptor related protein complex 4 subunit sigma 1. The coding region runs from base 808 to 1242 and encodes 144 amino acids. NCBI's taxonomy places the organism in Eukaryota, Metazoa, Chordata, Actinopteri, Perciformes, Percidae. Gene Ontology annotation, biological process: protein transport. The transcript has 6 exons. The record is from RefSeq and is a predicted model, not a curated record.